AUGGAUGGGCCUAAACUAAAUUUAAACAACCUUCCACCAAAUAUUGAUGCGAAAGACGUCCUUGCAAGUUUGAAAUCGCUAGCUGGGUCACAGGAACGGGCGAGGGACGAGGUCGGACACAGAAUCACUCUCAUCCCCCGCAGUAAAUGGGGGGCGUUACCCCCCUCCAGUACGACCCCCCUCCCUAACCCCAUCAACACAGUGGUGUUCGCCUACAACACUGAGCAGCCUGUGUGCACCACAGAGGAAGAAUGCUGUGCGGCGAUGAAGCAGAUGCAGCUUAAGCACAUGCAGAAGGGGCUGUCCGAUAUAUAUUACAAUUUCUGUGUUGGCGGAGACAAUGCUAUGUAUGAGGGUCGAGGGUGGACCACGCUACACUCAAAGGAGGCGACUUUCCUUAAGAGAAAUCUACCCCUUGGCAACUGCCUGGUAAUUGGAGUCAUAGGAGAUGGCAAAACUGACAUCGAUUGGAGGCCAGAGUACGAGUUAGUUGCACCAGCCAUGAGGAUGAUAAACCAAGCUAUCAAAGAAGGGAAGAUCAUAGAAACCCACAACACCAUUGAGGAGAACGAGCUAAUCAAGGAAUGCAGUGGUUCUGGCUGCUAA
Molecule: messenger RNA, 606 nt
Organism: Macrosteles quadrilineatus (aster leafhopper)
Lineage: Eukaryota; Metazoa; Arthropoda; Insecta; Hemiptera; Cicadellidae
Product: peptidoglycan-recognition protein 2-like
Exons: 4
Coding region: 1-606 (201 amino acids)
Biological process (GO): peptidoglycan catabolic process
Molecular function (GO): N-acetylmuramoyl-L-alanine amidase activity; zinc ion binding
Source: RefSeq, a predicted model, not a curated record